Hydractinia symbiolongicarpus is the source of this 1640-nucleotide messenger RNA. RefSeq lists its product as uncharacterized. Bases 33 to 1124 code for a protein of 363 amino acids. Lineage: Eukaryota; Metazoa; Cnidaria; Hydrozoa; Anthoathecata; Hydractiniidae. The record is from RefSeq and is a predicted model, not a curated record. Gene Ontology annotation, cellular component: axon; cytoplasm. The transcript is spliced from 7 exons.
GCUUGUUCAGCAAAAAGUACAUUUUUGUUUUGAUGGACCAGACAUAUAAACAGAACGAACAUUCUGAAUUCUCUGAAUUUUCAAGUUUUUCCAAUUUUAGUGAAACUAAGGAAACCAAACUUGAAAGCAACCAAAAUUUAGAAAAAAAGCCAUGGGUGGCGGACCUUGAGUUUCCUGAUGAAAAUGAAGUUCUUUCCCAAAACCCACUGAGUUCAAAAAAUACUUGCAGUUUAUUUGAUUCUACGCAAACAGCACUUGAAAAAUGUUUUGGUAAAGAUAAAUAUAAGUAUAAAAGUAUCGAAGACAACGGUUUUAACAAUUUUAUAGAUUCUCCGCUGUAUCAAUGUUUACAAACACGACAACUAGAUCCGGUGAAACAUGACGAUUUAGUAUUAAAAGAAGAAAAAAACAGCACUGUUAAAAGUCUUCUUAACUUUACUCAAACAGAGGAAACAUGGAUUGCCAAGGUGCAGCAAACCACUCUAGGAUUUUAUAGACAUUAUUUGGAUUACCACAAAUUAAUUGAAAAAAAUAUUACAUAUGGAAACAACACACCUCGUGUUGUUACUCCUGUCAACUCUUCUGAAAAAGAUCUUGUAAAAAAUAAAGAUAUAGAAAACACUGCUACUUUGCUGCGACUGGAAGAAGAUCUCGCAAAAACAACUAAAGAAUUACUACCAAAGUCUGUAGACGAUUUAAAGGAAAUUGUGUUCGAGUUGGACAUUCAAGCUAAAAUCUACUCAGAACUUUUGUUGACAGAACUAGAUUAUCGAGACAAACUAAAACGAGGCCAGGAAAUAAGAAAUGCUUUCAUUGCCUCGUAUGUUGCUGUUGAAAGAAAACAAGCAGAAAAAGAGAAAAGAAGAAAAAACAAAUAUACGUUUUUUAAGAAUUCAGAUCAUGACACGAGCCAUGGGGUCACAAUUCCGUACAUUCACAGAGAUGGAGGUCCAACUACCACUGAUCUUUCCUUAAUGAUAGAAAUUUUAAAGUCAAUCGAAAGGGAGGACGAGAACACGCCGAAGUUGAUAUCAGAUUAUGUAAUGAAUUUGGGUGAGGAGUUUGAGUUACAGACCGUCAUCAAAGUUCGCACUUCGGAUGGAUUAGCAACACUUAGCCAAUGAAACACUAUUUCUACGUUUCUGUUUUUUUUAUUCUGAUUUUUUAAUGUAAAAAUAAAUGUGUAGUUAAAAUUUUUAUUUACAAAAAAAUGUAAAACCCUAGAAUCAACAUCCUCGUUUCCAGGAUGUUUGUCUUUUUGAUAUGAGAAAAAUAUAAUAUUUUCCACCGUCUUUUCUCUUAUCAAAAAGGCAAGAAUAUGUGGAAACCAGGGUUUGAAAUCCUGAAUUUCAAUAAUUUACGAACAGAACACGAGAAGUGAUUUUUAUGCAGGCAACAGGUGCAAUCUACUUUAUUUUCUUAACUUUAUCAAAAUUUAUUUUUUAAUUAGCUCUCACCUUUCAAAUAUCUCUUUCAAAAAGGCUUUUUAUACCACAACCCAUGGAUUCUUAAUGUUCUAGGUAGCAAUAAAAAUUAUUUUUAAUCACGUCUAUUUUAUUAUUUCUGUGGGCGUGGUUUUAUAUACAGUAGAUUGUAAAUAAGUUUUUAAAAAUGUUGGUGACGAAACUAAAUAUCAGAAA